Messenger RNA from Brassicogethes aeneus, 1440 nucleotides. NCBI's taxonomy places the organism in Eukaryota, Metazoa, Arthropoda, Insecta, Coleoptera, Nitidulidae. The record is from the annotation of a GenBank genome assembly.
CUUCACUAUAUAUAAAAGGUUUAAACCUUCAAAAUGUUUUAUUUUAUUUUUAUCAAGUAAAAGUGGUGCAUCAAAGUUAAAAAAUAAAAUAAAAGUAGUUUUGUGUGUCUACCAUCAACAAAAUGAACCUAGCGAAAUUAAGAUCCAUUGAUGACUUGGAUUUAGCCAAUAAAAGGAUUUUAAUAAGGGUCGAUUAUAACUGCCCAUUCGAUAAUGAUGGAAACAUAACGGAUUAUUUCAGGAUUGAAGAAUCCUUAAAAACCAUAAAAUAUUGCAUUGAAAAAAAAUCGAAAAGUAUUGUCCUAAUGUCGCAUAGAGGGCGCCCAGGGGGGAAAGUUGUCGAAUUUUUAUCGAUGGAAAAGGUUGCCAAAAUUUUGGAAAAACUUUUGCAAAGAGAAGUUAUUUUUUUGCCCGACCAUAUACCCAGCAUUAAAACAGAGGAGUUUUGUAUGGACCCCCCUGAAAACUCGAUAAUAGUAUUGGAGAACUUAAGGUAUCAUAUAGGAGAAGAAGGUAAAGGUAAAGAUUGGCUAGGCAACAAAACCGAAGCUACAGAUGAGGAAGUAAAACAAUUUAGGGAGAGUUUGAGAAAAUUAGGUGAUAUUUACAUAAACGAUGCCUUUGGUACAGUCCAUAGAGAUCAUUCAUCCAUGAUGGCUUAUGGUUUUAAAAUUAAGGCCGCUGGUUUCCUAAUGAAAAGUGAGCUAGUGCAUUUGAGUGCUGUACUGAAUGAAUCACAAAAUUCCAGACCGUUGGUGUGCAUUUUGGGUGGUAACAAGUGUGAAGAGAAAAUCCCUUUGAUGAACCAUAUGUGUGAUGUAGCAGAUGAAAUCAUUAUUGCAGGGGGUCAAGCUUACAACUUCCUUAAAUUCGUCUACAAUGUCGAAGUUGGUGACACUCCCAUAAAACCAGAGCUGGAACAAACCAUCAAAUGCAUAGUCGAAAAAGCUAAGAAAAACAACGUAAAAUUACUAAUCCCCGAAGAUUUCUACAUUACAGAUUUUUUUGUCGAUGGGGAAAUGAAAUUGUCAGAUAUGACCCUGGGGAUUUCCCCUGGUUGGAUUGCUGGCGAUAUAGGCCCAAAAACUAUAGAAAAGUUCAAGAAGUCCAUUCAAAAAGCCAAGGUCAUUUUGUGGAAUGGACCUGUAGGUACAGUUAAAUUUGAAAAGUUCCAACCUGGUACCAAAAUUAUUUUAGAAGAAAUCAUCAAGGCUAAGGAGAGAGGAGCGAUUGCCAUUGCAGGUGGUGGUAGAACUGGUUUUUGUUUAACGAAAUGGAACGCUGAGGAGAAGCUAUCACACGUCAGCACAGGUGGUGGGGCGUUCUUAAAAAUUUUGGAGGGGAAAUCGUUUCCAGCUGUUGAAGUAUUGUUAGAAAAUAAUAAAUAAAUAAAUAAAAAACUAUUUCAACUUUUAUUUUUUCUGUAUUUUUUAAAAACAA